Molecule: messenger RNA, 1773 nt
Organism: Microthlaspi erraticum
Lineage: Eukaryota; Viridiplantae; Streptophyta; Magnoliopsida; Brassicales; Brassicaceae
Source: the annotation of a GenBank genome assembly
AUGGCUGGAUUUUCGUUGGAAGAUGAGGAUAACGAUGAAUCGUAUAACUUAAGGUCAUCGCGUUCUAAUGCCAAGUCGAAAUCGAGGUCCUCGGCUGCUACCAGAACCAAUCCUAGGGCGUCUAAGAGAGCUCGACUUUCCCGUGCUAGCGCCAGUAAAGAGUUGAGUCACGUAGACAAGAUGAGAUUGUCUUUCGAAGAUUUCGAUGAAGCUUUGAGCGGGUUCAAUGAAUCUCCUGGCUAUGAGAGAAGCAAGAAUACGGAUUUAUGGGUUGACAAAUACAGGCCUCGCACCUUGGAAGAGCUCGCUGUUCACAAAAAGAAGGUUGAAGAAGUUAAGUUGUGGUUUGAGGAAAGCUUGAAUUCCUCAAAGCAGGAUGGUUUUAGGAAUAAUGUUCUACUAGUCACGGGGCAAGCUGGAGUCGGGAAAUCUGCUACUAUCCAUUUGGUUGCGUCUAUCCUUGGAGUCACAGUCUAUGAGUGGAACGCUCCUAUUCCUACGGUCUGGCAAGAACAUUUGCACAACUCAAGUUCAGGACUCAAGUACACAUCGAAGCUGGAUGAAUUUGAAAACUUUGUUGAGAGUAGUAGAAAAUACGGAGUGAUUGCUUCGUCGAGUAGUGGGGGAACAAAGUCGCCCGUUGUUCUUUUGAUUGAUGACCUACCUCUAGCCAAUGGGAGGCAUGCAUUUGAAAGGCUGCAAAACUGCUUAACUCUCUUGGUGCGAUCAACGCAGAUGCCAACAGUGGUAUUAAUCACUGACUACGAUAAAACGGAUUCUUCUGAACAGACUGCGCGAAGCAUGGAGGACGUUCAGUCCUCUCUUGAGCGAGCAGGGGCUUUAAAGGUCGCUUUUAAUCCCAUUACGAAGAACUCAAUUAAGAAGACACUUAAGAGAAUAAGCAGUGAAGAGCAUUGUAAGGUAUCGACUGUAGAGAUUGAUCAGAUGGCGGGUGCCAGUGGAGGAGACAUCAGACAUGCUAUUACAUCUUUGCAGCUCUUCUCCGUUAAGCCAGAACUGAAUCAUACAAAGAUAGAAUCACCAAUGGAUAACAGUUAUCAGGGAAAUGAGCCGACAAUGCACAGUGAAAUAUCUUCCUGUUUUGGUAGAGAUGAGACCCUUUCCUUGUUUCACGCCCUGGGAAAGUUUCUCCACAACAAAAGAGAGACUGAUAAUGUUAUCGUAUCAGAUUGCAGUGACUCCCUUGUGCAUGACCAGUUUGCAAGGUUACCACUGAAAAUGGAUGCGCCGGAGAAGGUUCUUAGCCAAGCUCAUGGACAGGCAGGGCGAGUUGUGGAUUUUCUACAUGAAAAUGUGUUAGAUUUUGUGAGUGACGGAGCCAUAGAAGAUGCCUGGUGUGUAUCUUCGUAUUUGGCAGAUGCUGAUCUCCUUCUCGCAGCCUUGAGAGGAAAGAUGAGUGGGCAUAACAAAAGAGAGGAUGUUCUAGAGUCAGCCGGUGCCUCAGUAGCUGUUCGUGGUGUCUUGUAUGGAAACAAGCAACCAUGGUCAUCCAGAUGGCACGCGAUUCGCAAGCCAAAACUCUGGCAAGUGGAACAAUCCUCAAUACAAACCAAGAAGCAACUGAGAGAGCAGAGGAACAUAGGCUCUGUGGGGUCAAGAGUGGCAGAUACAUCAGUGAUGGCCACAGAGUACAGCCCCGUGCUGAAAUGGCUAAGCUACAGGGCGUCUCCAGAUGUGUUUGCAGAAAUGGAGGAAGCUACGGAUGAGGCCGAGAGUGAAAUUUCUGAAGAUGAUGAAAUAGAAGACUGGUGA